ACGCGCCACAGUGUAGUCCGGCUCUGCUGCGUUACCCGUACCAUAAUGGCGGCGUGCUUCACACAGCGGGUGGUACUCCUGGCGGCUGUCUGCACUCUUCUCAUCACUCUCUCAGGUGCCAUAGACUACCAUGGACCCUUACUCUCGAAAUUAGCUGCUGCCGAGCAACUGGGUGAAGGGGCGCCCCGAGCUCCUCGGGCAGCGUUUGGCCCACCGUACGGGGGCGGCUUCGGCGGCGGUCGCCACCACCCGGGCUUCGGCGGCGGCUUCCACCAACCCGGCUGCGUUCUCUGCGCCGGCGGAAGACCCGGCGGCAUCUCCGGCUCCUUCAGCAAAUCCAGCAGCAGCUCCUCCAGUGGAUCUAUCAACUUUGGUCGAAAGAAGUAAAGCAGCAAUCGCGACUUCGAGAAACGCAGCACGCAACUUUUAACAAUCCAUUUCAUUUCAUUGAAACCCACUCUCUAAAUAAAGACAAUUCACACCGUGAAAAA
Schistocerca gregaria is the source of this 491-nucleotide messenger RNA. RefSeq lists its product as uncharacterized. The coding region runs from base 46 to 387 and encodes 113 amino acids. The transcript has 4 exons. NCBI's taxonomy places the organism in Eukaryota, Metazoa, Arthropoda, Insecta, Orthoptera, Acrididae. The record is from RefSeq and is a predicted model, not a curated record.